AUGCGCCAGAAAGAGAAAAGAACGAGGCAAACACCAGGCCUUUCUGCAGUUCACCAUGUCAUUCCAUCCUUGGAGAACCGUCACUUUACGGGCCGUGAAUCGACGCUAGAAGAGCUAAAGCAAAAGCUAUUUUUCCAAGGAAAUACUGAGAAGGUAGCCCUAUUCGGAUUAUAUGGCAUCGGUAAAACCCAGGUUGCUCUUCAGCUUGCGCGCUGGGUAAAAGCGCAUAUAUCGGACUGCUCAAUCUUCUGGGCGCCUGCCCUUAGUCUCGAGAGUUUUGAGCAGGCUUGUUCGCAAAUUGCUAAAACGCUUCAAAUUGAUCGAUAUUCAGACGGUGAAAACGUGAUAGAGUUAGUGCAUCAGCAUCUAAGUUCUGACAAAGCCGGAAAGUGGCUCUUUAUUGUCGAUAAUGCCGAUAACGGGAGCUUGCUCUUCGAUGAUCUUUAUCAGUAUUUCCCUGCUAGCAAGACUGGUAUGACGUUGCUCACUACUCGUGACCACGAGGUAGCGUUUUCGUUCGCAGGAAGGGAUACAAUUAAGGUCGAAAAGAUGACAACAGAGGAAGGGGUUGCGUUUCUUACCAAGAUCAUCGGACCCGACUCGCUUCGUGAUCAAAAGUCGACUAUACUGUUACUUGAGGAGCUGAACUUCUUACCACUCGCUAUUUCACAAGCAGCUUACUAUAUGAUCCGAAAUAAUGGAACAACCAUACGGUACCUCCAGCUUAUGAAGAAGACCACAAACGACCGGAUGCGCCUAGCGACCAGAGAGUUCCAUGAUAUAACUCGCUAUCCAAAAAUGUCGAACGCGGUGGCUACCACAUGGCAGAUCUCCUUCAAUAAAAUCAAAGCCUCUGAUCCCUCUGCCGCAUAUUUGUUGGAAUUUAUAUCUUAUCUUGAGCCAAAGGGAAUACCCCGACUGGUCCUGCCUACCCUUGAUUCGGAGGAGGAGAUGGAGUCUGCGAUUGGUACACUGUGUAACUAUGGGUUUCUGACCAGGAGAAAUGAUUUGGAUAUUUUCGAUAUACAUAGCCUUGUGCAGCUAUCAACACAACUGUGGAUAAGAGAGGCACAGAAGAUGCAGCAGAUCAUCGCGACCGUGACACGAUACAUGGACAAGUGCUUUCCGUCUGCUGAAUACACAAACCGUGAGACAUGGAGGAUAUGUCUUCCACAUGCCCUUAGAAUUCUUAGAAGAGAGGAAAAUAAAGAUAUAAGUGAGCGGUAUAGCUUACUUUUGAAGGUUGGGAAAUGUGUUCUAGCGGAUGGCCGAGCAAAAGAAGCUGUUACUUUUUUCGAAGAUGUGUGUGCAUGGGGUGAAAGGCACUAUAAUGAAGAACAUCCCUCUCGGCUGACGUCUCAGCAUGAACUCGCAGGGGCAUAUGAAUCCAACGGGCAGAUCAAGCAAGCCGUGGAGCUACUCGAGCAUGUCGUCGCAGUGCAAGAGAGAACGCUUGAUGAAGAACAUCCCUCUCGACUGGCGUCUCAGCACGCUCUCCAAGACAUGAAGCAGUCGAUCAAAGAAGGAUCACUGUAA
Penicillium manginii is the source of this 1536-nucleotide messenger RNA. RefSeq lists its product as uncharacterized. Lineage: Eukaryota; Fungi; Ascomycota; Eurotiomycetes; Eurotiales; Aspergillaceae. Bases 1 to 1536 code for a protein of 511 amino acids. The record is from RefSeq and is a predicted model, not a curated record. The transcript has 2 exons. Gene Ontology annotation, molecular function: protein binding; ADP binding.